CUAAAUGUGCGCCUUAAUUUCUAUACAGAAUUCUGAAGAUUUCGUUUGAUGCCAUUGAUUAAAACUAAUAUUUUUCCACCCUCAAUCAACGCCCGACAAAGUUUUAGAAUCUGUAAAAAAUCCUUUCACCGAAAGCAGUAAUUAUUUAUUGUCAAUAAAAUUAAUCUUUUUUUCAAACAAUGUUAAAUUACUGGUGAAUCUAAAUCUUUAUUAUAUACAGUAAUGCCAAGGGUCUAAAUAUUUUUAAUUAUUUCAUGUUAUUCCAUAUCUAAGAGUUGAAAAAAGCACUAAAAGAGCACUAGGGACUAAACCACUCUCUUGGCGUUUGCAACUAUUGUAUACCAACAGUGAACUUGCCGAUAAUAAACAACAAAGUCUCCCUCCGUUGAACACGUUCCAUAAUAUGGAAUAUAUGGAAUCCAUAUAAGUAUGUAUACCAUAAACUAUAUAUAUACUUAAGUAUAAUGCUCAUGCAAGAGUUUACAUUUGAGUCAUGCAAGUAGCGCUACCCAAACACCAAGCCACCAAUACUAAGCCAACUAUUGUCGCUCAUAUGAUUUGAGAACACACGAAAGAUCCGUUAGCGCGCUUCACUCGAACGAAGGCGAAAUCAGAGCAGCGCUUUAGUUCUAAUCGGUAGUUCUUACACAAUAGUUUGGAAAGCGACGUCUUUCUGAAUAAAGUGUGUAGAAAAAGCUAUAAAAAAUUGUGAUCUGAAUAUGGCCACUAAUAAGCAUCCGUAUGCUGGCAUAAUUGAAUUGCCAUGCGAAAUGAGCAAUGCGUCGGCACCGCCACCAGCCUACAUGCAAACUGACCAUGUAACUUCAGCGCAGCCGAGCAGCAGCGGUGUACAGAUGACAGGUGAGCCUCAGAUGCCUAACUUUUCGACUAUACCCCUGAAUCCAAAUCCGCCGGUGGGGCCAGAAUCUACACAAAUACGGUGUCCACAAUGUAAAUGCACAGUGAAGACGACUGUUAGAUAUCGGUCGACCACAAAAACUCAUUUGGCUUGUAUACUGCUUUCGUGGACUUGUUGUUGUUGCUGUUUGCCGUACUGUAUGAACUCAUGCCGAAAUGCGAAUCAUUUCUGCCCCAUGUGUGGCACAUUCAUAGGCACCUAUCAAUCUUAAGUGCGCAUAAAGAGUGCAGAAAAGGAGAGCUUACCAGUAAAACGUAUUAUCAACAUGCUUAUAUGAGUACGUUUGUGAACAUUUUAUUAUAAAUAAACAGUCAUAUAUUCAUUCCGUAUGUAUUCCUAUAU
Messenger RNA from Bactrocera oleae (olive fruit fly), 1261 nucleotides. The record is from RefSeq and is a predicted model, not a curated record. NCBI's taxonomy places the organism in Eukaryota, Metazoa, Arthropoda, Insecta, Diptera, Tephritidae.